AGCCAGAUGAGAGAGCUCUCCAUCAGCCUCUUCCGAGAUGUGAUGGAGACUGUGGUGGGGAAGGACAAGAGGAGGAUGAAGAAGAAAGUGCGAAGGGGCCUUCUCCCGCUCUUCUUUCACAUGUGUGAUGAGACCGACAGCGUGGCCAAGGUCUCUGGGGAAGCCCUCAUCACCACCGCAGAGCUCCUCAAGUGGAAAGAGCUCAAACACCUGGUGCAGACACAGCAGACAUGGAGGACUGGAGAGUGCUUGCUGGUGCAGGACAGGAGCAGGGCGGAAGAAUACUUGAGCCAGAGCCUGCCGUACCUGGGGGACGCUCAGGCCACCUUGCGAGAGAUGGCCGUGAGGUUCAUCGGGCUUGCUGCGCGGCCCCUGAGGGACCAAAGCAGGGAGAAGCUGGCUGAGAUCUGCAGGGCUCUUCAGCCCAUGCAAGAAGACAGCGAACCCGCCAUCUCUUCCCUGGCACUUCAGACCACCUUCAUCCUGAACUCUCCAAGGGUGCAGCGCACAUGGGGACGCAGCCUGCGAGCACUGUGCUGCGGGUGCUGCUGAGCCAGGCAGAGGUGCAGCUUUCCUCGGGAAAGCG
Aquila chrysaetos chrysaetos is the source of this 586-nucleotide messenger RNA. RefSeq names its product maestro heat-like repeat family member 5. The record is from RefSeq and is a predicted model, not a curated record. Bases 7 to 552 code for a protein of 181 amino acids. The transcript has 5 exons. Lineage: Eukaryota; Metazoa; Chordata; Aves; Accipitriformes; Accipitridae. Gene Ontology annotation, cellular component: cytoplasm.